AUGAAGAUUUUCAUUUUUCUUGCUGGAGCGAUUUCCGCUUUUUCUAUCAGCGAACAGCAGGCAAAUGAAUUUUUAAGUCGGGACAAAAGAAGCCCCCUGGGUUCACCCUGCCGCACUGACUGCGUAGACGAGUGUCUUCAAGAAUGCACGGAAAAUCGUCUCGAGGAUCUCUACAAAUACAACCAAUACAGAGCGGUCCAAGUUCGCGAAUACUGGUUCAAUAAAGGACACAAUCAGUAA
Molecule: messenger RNA, 240 nt
Organism: Oikopleura dioica
Lineage: Eukaryota; Metazoa; Chordata; Appendicularia; Copelata; Oikopleuridae
Source: the annotation of a GenBank genome assembly